CUCAAAUUCUCUCAUCACAUUUUCAUUUAUGCCUCCAUAUCUUCCGCCUAUCUAUCGGAUCCCGCUAGCAACGUACCUGAUCAAUCGUGAUGGGUUUUCAGCAAAAAUUCACGAUCCUUCUCUUUUGGCCUCUUUUGAUAACUCAAACCAUUUCCAGCUAUUCAUCUAGCGAUGUGAAAUCAUGGUGCAGCACCAUGCCUUACCCACAACCAUGUGAGUACUUCUUGACCCACCUCCCUCAGCAAACCCCUCUCAAGCAGAAAUCUCAUUUCCUCAUGGCCUCAACGCGAGUCGCCCUCGAGAGAGCCCAGCUCGCCCAAAUGAAGUCGUACUCACUAGGCUCCAUGUGCCGCAAUGAGCGCGAAAAGGCCGCAUGGACUGAUUGCCUGCGGCUUUAUGAGCACAUAGUCCAUCACUUGAACCGGACCAUCCAUCGCCAGUGCACUCAGGAUGAUGUGCAGACUUGGCUAAGCACUGCGUUGACCAACCUUGAGACCUGUCGGGCUGGGUUUGUCGAGCUCGGCAUCUUGGACAACGUAUUGCCCUUGAUGUCGAAUAACAUUUCCAAGUUGAUAAGCAAUGCUUUGUCUGCAAACCAUGAACCCUAUGCUAUGCCGAACUACACUCGUGAGUUCCCUACUUGGCUGAGGCCUGGCAAUAGAAAGCUCUUGCGGUCUUUGUCCGCAUCGUCUAUGGCCAAUAUUGUGGUGGCCCAUGAUGGUUCGGGGAAUUACAAGACAAUUAGUGAAGCUGUAAUUGCAGCAUCGGAGCGGUCUGGCAUGGCUAGAUGCAUAAUCUAUAUCAAGGCUGGUACGUAUGAAGAAAAUAUUGAAGUUGGAUCAAAAUUGGAGAACAUUGUGUUCGUAGGUGAUGGUAUUGGAAUGACCAUAAUUACCGGAAGCAGAAGUGUUGGUGAAGGAUUUACUACCUUCAAUUCAGCAACUGUUGCUGUUGAUGGUGAUGGAUUCAUUGCCCAAGACAUCACUUUUCGUAACACUGCGGGUGCGGCGAAUGGCCAAGCAGUUGCUCUGCGUUCCAGCUCCGACCUCUCAGUCUUCUAUCAAUGUAGCUUUGAGGGCUAUCAAGACACCCUUUUUGUUCAUUCUGAGCGACAAUUCUACAAAGAGUGCGACAUUUAUGGCACCAUUGACUUCAUCUUUGGAAAUGCAGCCGUUGUUUUUCAGAAUUGUAACAUCUAUGCUAGAAACCCUCCUAACAAAGUCAAUAUCAUCACUGCACAAGGCCGGACUGACCCCAACCAAAACACUGGCAUCUCCAUCCACAAUUGCAAAGUAACUGCAGCUUCAGACUUACUAUCGGUUCAAAGCUUCGCGAAGACGUACCUCGGGAGGCCGUGGCAAGAAUAUUCAAGAACUGUUUUCAUGACCACUUACCUUGAUAGCCUAAUUGACUCAGCUGGCUGGUUGGAGUGGGAUGGUGACUUUGCUCUUAGUACUCUGUACUAUGGAGAGUACAUGAACAUAGGCCCUGGGUCAUCGACCACAAAUAGAGUCACAUGGGCAGGUUAUCAUGUCAUCACCAGCACGAUAGAGGCUUCAAAGUUCACCAUCGGGAACUUCAUUCCUGGUGGCUCCUGGUUGUUCGCCACUGGCAUUCCAUACACCUCUGGCAGUGAUGACAUGCCUUACGCUUCUUGGGGUUACGAUGUGCCUUACACCUCAAGGGGUCACAAACUGUUCAUCAAUUUCAUUGGGGCAUACAACGGUUAUUUGCUUUUGCUUUUUGGUGUGGCUGAAGAAAUAAAGAAAGAAAAGGUCCUGAAGUGGGAACGUCCAGACACAUCCUCCAACUCUCAAACAUACAGGUGCACGGUACAAAAGAGACGCGAGAAAAAACAAGUUAUCGGAACUCCUACGGCUGCUUGUGGUCCUCCGCCGUUGCCGCGUUCACCCUCACGCCUGCCCCGCCAUGCAGCAGUUUCCAUUGCUGUGCCUCACAAACCGUGCUCUUGCUGCCCUGGCGAGUGCUGCCAACACCACCGCCACUUCAAGCUCAACACCGGUUUUCUAACGAACCCAACUGGUCGCCGCAAUGUCCAGCCACCACCUGAGAAGCUUUCCUGCGACAGCCCCACUUUCCCGACAUUCCUGAAGUCCUUCAGCGUCUUAGCACACCCCAGCAGCGUAGACGAGCCUCGGUCGCGAGAGGUCAGUCUCCGUGGCCCUUCAUUGCACUCUCGACAAGCAACCGGCAAUUACAGCAAGUUCCUGCUGGCCGGCCAGCAGGAACUGAAAAGAAAGUUUUACGCGUGGCGCCUUAAGCAGGAGAUGGCAAUGGAUCGCAUCUCCUUGGAUAAUGAUUGUCUUUAG
This is a messenger RNA of Eucalyptus grandis, 2330 nucleotides long. Its product is annotated as pectinesterase 2. The record is from RefSeq and is a predicted model, not a curated record. Gene Ontology annotation, molecular function: pectinesterase inhibitor activity; pectinesterase activity. Lineage: Eukaryota; Viridiplantae; Streptophyta; Magnoliopsida; Myrtales; Myrtaceae. The transcript is spliced from 4 exons. Bases 90 to 2330 code for a protein of 746 amino acids. Gene Ontology annotation, biological process: cell wall modification.